Molecule: messenger RNA, 4040 nt
Organism: Trichomycterus rosablanca
Lineage: Eukaryota; Metazoa; Chordata; Actinopteri; Siluriformes; Trichomycteridae
Product: wings apart-like protein homolog
Exons: 20
Coding region: 185-3568 (1127 amino acids)
Source: RefSeq, a predicted model, not a curated record
AAACAUUCAAUCUUAUAAUCAGUUAUUUAAUAUUACUGUGAUUCUUAUACCGUUUAUGAUUUAAUUAGAGUGAUUGAUUGUUGAAUUGUAGCUGUGUGUGUGAGAGAGCCUCUUGGUGACUUUAAUAUGAGAUGAAUGAGAGCAGAGCUGCAGGCCGAACAGUGAAUAUGUGAUCAGCGUCACCAUGACAUCAAGGUUUAGUAAGACGUACUCAAGGAAGGGAGGAGAGGCGAACUCUAAGUUCGAGGAGGUGUUUGCUAACAGAAAGGCUACGCUCAGCACUAAAUGGGGAGAGACCACAUAUAAAGCUCAGCUGGGUUCUAAACGCCUUUCCCACUCGCCCUCCACGCCCGACAUACUCAAAAAGCCCCGCAGCCUUGACCAUGACAACUCCAGCGAGGAUCCAUUUAGCUUUGACAGUGAUGAUGAGCUGAGUUCCACGUCCAAAAAGGAGGAAACAUGUGAGACAGACCAGCAGCUCGAGGGAGAAGGAAACACGGUAAAUCUCGUACAAAGUUCUUCUGCUUCAGUUAGAAACAGAGAGAAUAUCUCACCUGUGAACUCAACUCCUCUGAGGAGAGUUUUGGUCGAUAAUUCAGUAAAUCACACAGAAAAAGAUUUUCCACCUGAACCUGGAACUGAAGCACCUGCACAAGAGUCCAAACCUCCUGAACAGGAAGUGGGAGAGGCAAAAUUGGCUGAACAGCCAGUUGAAUUUGAGCUGCUUCCUCUGAUUAAAUCAGCGAGUGAUCGCGUGUAUCGACGAGCCAAACACAAAUCAGAACCGGAGAACUCCCAGAAUUCCACCAGUCCUGUUGUAUCUGCAGAAACCAGUAGCAGUAGCUUUGCUGCCUCUCCAAUUUCUGCACCAGUUCGUUUGCCGUUAAGCCUGACCGGGGCCGGGGUGACCGGGGCCGGGGUGACAGGGGUGGCCGGGGCCGGGGUGAAGGCAUCAGAAGUUAAAGGGCGUGGUCGUGUGAGAGAUUACACAGUGUUGCUUCCGUCUUGUGUGUCUGUGUGUAACGUCACCAUACAGGACUCCAUGGAACGUGGGGUCGAGGAGUGUGUAAGUACCACGCCCACUGAUCUUGGAGACACCGGAACAUUCCACAGGAGAACCGACCCUCAACCUCCCAAGUACAGCAGGUUUCGACCCACCAAGUCUAAGUUGGAGUGUAAACUGGAAUUUUUUGGGUUUGAGGACGGGGUGUGUGAGGGCGAGGAGAGUGAACCUGGUACCAGCUAUAAGAUUAAAUAUUUUGGGUUUGAUGAACUGAGUGACAGUGAGGAGGAAGAGGAGACGAGUGGAAAGAAGAAGAAGAAGAUGAUGAUGAAGCAUGAUGCAGUGCAGAUACAGACGGGUUCAGUGGAUAAUUCUCAGAAUCUCAUUUACACAGAUCAGGAAUGGCAAGCUGAAACCAACUCUGCAGGAUCAGAUUCUCAAAAAGACCAAACAACAAAACAAUCAGACCAAGUGAAAGAAAGCAGCCGCAAAAUGAUUAAAAAGUCUCAUGCUAAAGCCGUGUAUAAUGCUCGUCACUGGAACCAACCAGAACCAGAGGAACCGGCCCCCACAUCCCUCACCACCACUGUACCUAAGCUCAGUGUAUCGAGUGUGAAUAAGGAGGCAAGCAGUUUAAAAGAUGACGGGGUGUUUAAAGCCCCCCCACCUCCACCCGAUGUACCCAAAUCGGUGACCAAACCCACCGAGACACGUCAGGACAGCACCACUGGACACAAGGAGUUGUAUACAGUGGUGCAGCAGGUGAAGCAUUUUAAUGACGUGGUGGAAUUUGGAGAAAAUCAGGAGUUCACUGAUGAUUUUGAGUAUUUGGAAACAGGACUGAAGAGCACGCAACACCUACACACUCGCUGCCUCAGUAUAAUCAGUUUGGCAUCACGCUGUGCCAUGCCAAGCUUUCGUAUGCACCUGAGGGCAAGAGGAAAAGUAGCUCAGGUGUUUAAGAUGCUCAGUGACGCUCCACAACAUCCUAACCUGGCACUGUGCACGGCUGCACUGCUCUAUAUCUUGAGUCGGGACCGACUGAACAUGGACCUGGACCGAGCAUGUUUAGAACUGAUGAUUCGUUUGUUGGAGUUGGAACAGGAUGAUUCAGUGAAUCAUGACAACAACGUCAAGGAAAAAAUACAGAAACUGUGUGAGACGGUGCACAACAAACAUCUGGAUCUGCACAACAUCACUACAGGGCACCUAGCAAUGGAGACGCUUUUGUCUCUGACAUCAAAGAGAGCGGGAGACUGGUUUAAAGAGGAGCUUCGCUUACUGGGAGGACUGGAUCACAUCAUAGAUAAAGUGAGGGAGUGUGUAGAAAACCUGAAUAAAGGGGAGGAGAAGGAGAACCUCGUGGCAUCAUUAUGGGGAGCAGAACGCUGUUUACGGGUUCUUGAGAGUGUAACGUUUCAUAACCCAGAGAAUCAGACGUACCUGAUCGCUUACAAAGAUUCUCAACUCAUCGUUUCAUCAGCCAAGGCUCUGCGACACAGUGAGUCCAUGAUUCAGCUCCAUUAUAGCAUAAGCUCUGGCUCCGCCCCUACUUCUGGUAACCAUGGUAGCAUGAGUAAAGCAGUGGAGAACUGUAUGAGGGCGGUUUUGGGUGUAAUGCUGAACCUCACACACGAAAACGAAUGGGGCAGCACUAAAACAGGGGAGCAGGACGGGUUAAUGAUGACUCUGUUAAACUGUGUGCUGAAAGUUCCUCAUUUUCUCCCUCAGGAUCAGAGAUUCGACAUCCGAGUUCUUGGACUGGGACUGUUGAUAAACCUGGUGGAGUACAGCUCCAGGAACAGACAGGUUCUGGUGGAGAUGGAAGUGGAUUCAGAUCUGCUGCAGUCUGAGAAAGACGAGAAAGUGAAAGUAGAAAAAGUGGCACAAAUGGAAAAGGUGGAACCGAUCAAGUCGGAGAUGGAGGACGGUGAGCAGAUGAAAGUAAUGGAGAAGGUGGAGGAGACGGACGGAGAGGUGAAAAGAGAAAAGCAGGAGGAGAACAUACAAAAGAUUAAGACAGAGAUGAAGGUAGAAGUUCCGGAUGAAGAAACUAACAGUCUGAACACUAAAGGAACGUUGAAGGCCCUCGGUGCUCUGGUGCAGCUCUUCCUGGAACGUGAGAGGGCGGCGGUGCUGGCUGAGGCGCAGGCUGAUGACAUCAUCAGUGAGGCGCCAAAGUCUCAGACAGAUGAAAGCGGCCGAUGGCAGGUGACCAGUGGAGAGAUGCAGUGGGUUGCGUCCGAAAACAACAAUACUGAUGAAAAGGAAAAGGAAAAAGAGGAGGAAGAGGAGGAGCUUGACUUUAAUAAAGUACUGCAGCAUGCUGGGAAACACAUGGAGGACAGUAUUGUAGCGUCGUACACUGCGCUGCUGCUGGGCUGUUUGUGUCAGGACUCUCCGAUAAAUGUAAAUGCAGUGAGACAGUGUUUACCUGAAGGAAAUUUCUCCAUCAUGACUGAGAUGCUGAAAAGAUUCCUCAACUUCAUGAACCUGACGUGUGCAGUGGGAACCACAGGACAGAAAUCCAUCUCUCGGGUUAUUGAUUACCUCGAGCACUGUUAACACCAAUACAGAGGAUCUGAACCUGUCAGUACUGGAGGAGACGUAGUACAAUUAUACACACACACACACACACACACACACACACACACACACACACACACACACACACACACACUACUACAUCAUCUUUUAUUUGUAUUGUUUAUUUGAAAGCUCUGUAGUGAGUUCACGUUACUGUAAGAGCAAUAAUAAUUUAAUAGUUUAGAAAUGUAAAGAUUAUAUUUUUGGGAAACUGAAGAUCUUUUAAAGAAUAACAUUUUGUACAAUGGAUUUUAGUUUUGUUCAGUUGAGCGAAAUUAAAUAUGAAAUGGAAGAAAGGCUACAAUACAGAAUGUAAACACAAUUUAAAAGUUAAUUGGACUUUAGUUAAACAUUUAAUGAAUUGAAUUAUUGAAUUAUGGCAUUAAUAUACAAUAAAUGUUUAAUGUAAUUUCACUGUAAAAUAUUUGGGUUAUCAGAUUGAGUGACAAAC